Molecule: messenger RNA, 525 nt
Organism: Fusarium tjaetaba
Lineage: Eukaryota; Fungi; Ascomycota; Sordariomycetes; Hypocreales; Nectriaceae
Exons: 2
Coding region: 1-525 (174 amino acids)
Source: RefSeq, a predicted model, not a curated record
AUGGGCUCAUCAGAUCAUUUCAGAACUGAACACGGGGUCAUUGGACUUGUCACGGUAGUGUUUGCAGGCUUCGCAUCGCUACUAUACUUCUUCGACUUCUUCUUUGGCUCAAGAAUGGCUCGAACAAUCAUGGGAAUGCGCUGGCGUCAAAACCUCAAGUACUUCGACAUGUUCGUCUGCCAAGUCAUCCUCAUGCUCUCCGGCUUCGUCCUGACCGACGGUUUCGACGAUCUCUCAGUCAUGGGCCUCUGCUACAUCCAGAUCUCUCUUGCGUGGGCAGUAUCUAUCGGUAUGAUAGCAGCGUUUGUCUGGAACAGCGCCAUGGUCUUGAUGACAGCACAAUGGUUCCUCGUCCGUCGAGCACGACCCAACGGAGGCGUCGCCAACACCAACAACAGAAUGUGGCGGCUCGUGCGCUUCCGCCGUCGUCCUCGUCGUGAACCAUCGCCAGAGCCUACUGCGCAGGCUUACGAAAUGGGCUCGUCAUCAGAGACGUCUGAAACUUGCGGUCGGGGAACGGACUGA